This is a messenger RNA of Trichobilharzia regenti, 1001 nucleotides long. Lineage: Eukaryota; Metazoa; Platyhelminthes; Trematoda; Strigeidida; Schistosomatidae. The record is from the annotation of a GenBank genome assembly.
ACAAAAUGAAUCAACAUGAAACCCCAUCUUUUUUCACCAGGACUACGGGAGGCAACAGGAGGAGUCAAAUUCAAAUGAAUUUACGAAAAACUUAAGGCCAUGGACACGAAUGGUUAAUUCUGACUGUGAAAGUACUGAAUUUCGGAUUACCAGGCGGAAAGUACAACAGUUGCACUACUUCAAGUUUCCUACUUAUCAAUCCUCCAUAUGCCCAUGUCCGCGUGUCAUAUUGGCUCUGUAGUUACUCCGCUAGCAGUUUUAAAUCGAUUACCAGGUUGGCUUGGAACUCUGGUUAUCAGUCCUGAUGGAUCAGUUUUACAAUCAGCUGGAGAAUUAGUAAAUAAUAAGGAUUUGGCUCAAACUUUUGCUGCAAUCGCUAAUCGAGUAGGUCGUUUAUUAAACAUGGAAGGUGAAAGGAAAACACAACAACUUAAAAGAUUGACUGUACAUUUUGAUCAUUCAAUAUAUAUUAUGACAUGCGUUGGUGAUACAAUCUAUGUAGUGAAACGCUUACCAGACAAUCAUAAUACAACACAUACAGAGUUAUAUCAGCAUGUACAACACAUGAAAUCUGAUAAUAAUAGUAAUAACAACAACAACAACAAUCCUAUUGGGGUACAACAUACUGCCAAUAAUGUUACUAACGAUAGUAGUAAUAAUAAUUCAACUGUAGUGGAUAAUCAUGCACCUCAGCAGUUCUUUAACCCACGCAAUUCAGAUGAUUAUUGACAGUUGAAUAUAUAUUUACGCAACAUAUAUGAAAAAAAGCAAGCUAUUUGUAUUAUUGUUAAUUUAUUUGAGCACAAUGACUAUGAGAUGAAAAGGUUGUGACGUUGGUAGUUUUUACUGCCUUUCUGUAAAUAAUUACAACAUUUUUCUCCUUGAUUUUUCUCACCUUACUUAUUUGACGUAACUACAGAAUAAAUUUCUUUCAUAACUUCUUUCUUUCUUCGUCUAUGCCUUCAUUUGAAUGUUCAGAGUGUUUUAUGCGAGUCCAUGGG